Molecule: messenger RNA, 2481 nt
Organism: Hordeum vulgare subsp. vulgare (domesticated barley)
Lineage: Eukaryota; Viridiplantae; Streptophyta; Magnoliopsida; Poales; Poaceae
Product: transcription termination factor MTERF9, chloroplastic
Exons: 5
Coding region: 70-1563 (497 amino acids)
Biological process (GO): regulation of DNA-templated transcription
Molecular function (GO): double-stranded DNA binding
Source: RefSeq, a predicted model, not a curated record
CGAAUCCCCAACAUCCCCCACCGCCGCAGAUAAAAAUCCAAAUAAUCGAAGCCCGCCGUACUCUCGCCCAUGGCGCUGCUGCAGCUGCGUCCGCCGCCGCUGGCGGCGCUCGGCCACUGCGCUCUCCCCUGCCGCCUGUUCCCCUCCGCGACCGCCCGCCGCUCCCUCGCCUCGGUCGCCUUCUCGCUCCAGACCAACGUGCGCCUCCUCAAACCCAACCGCCGCUCCCGGCGCUCCCGCUACCCCUACUACGACCUGGACGACGAUGAAGAGGAGGAAGACGAGGAGGACUACGAGGACGACGAGAGCGAGGAUGAUUUAUCAGGUUUGGAGUAUCCUGGUGUCCUUUAUACAAACAACCCGCGUGCUCCGAGCAAGAGAGCAGGACGAAAAACACAACUGGUGAAAGAAAAUUGGGAAGGAAGGCGGCCUAAAACUCGUGAUAAACAUGGUAGUCCAGAAAGGUCUAAUUCCCUCCAGCCCAGGAGCAAAAUAAACAGAACAUUACUAGAUCUUACAAGCAUGAACAACGAGGUAGAGUUGAAAAAUGAAAGUAUCUCUCGGAGUCUGUUUGAAAAAUUGCAAGAAGAAUAUGACUUUGAUGAUAAAUGGCUACCGCUUAUUGAUUACUUGUGCUCAUUUGGACUGAGGGAAUCCCAUUUUACUUACAUCUAUGAGAGACACAUGGCUUGCUUGCAAAUCAACCGGGCUUCUGCAGAAGAAAGGUUGGAGUUCCUUCUAAGUGUUGGUGUUAAAAGCAAGGAUCUGAAGAGGAUUCUGGUCAGACAGCCGCAAAUUUUGGAAUACACUCUCAGCAAUCUGAAGUCUCAUGUUGCUUUUCUGGCUGGCAUUGGUGUUCCGGAUGCACGUAUGGGGCAAAUUAUUUCUUCUGCCCCUUCAUUUUUAUCUUACAGCAUUGAGCAGUCCCUUAAGCCAACUAUAAGCUAUUUGAUUGAGGAAGUAGGUAUUGAGGAGAGCGAUGUGGGGAAAGUCGUGCAGUUAAGCCCCCAGAUUCUGGUGCAGCGAAUUGAUAAUGCGUGGAAAUCUCGAUUUCUUUUUCUCUCAAAAGAACUAGGGGCUCCCAAAGAUAGCAUUGUCAAGAUGGUCACAAAGCACCCACAGCUGCUUCAUUACAGCAUUGAGGAGGGCAUCUUGCCUCGAAUCAAUUUCCUUAGAAGCAUUGGCAUGAGAAACUCUGAUAUUCUCAAAAUAUUGACAAGUCUUACUCAGGUGCUAUCUUUGUCGCUGGAGAAAAAUCUCAAACCAAAGUAUCUUUAUUUGGUCAAUGACCUUAAGAAUGAGGCUCAAUCCUUAACAAAGUACCCCAUGUACUUGAGCUUGUCCCUUGAGCAGAGGAUUCGUCCCCGUCACCGUUUUCUUGUUUCACUGAAGAAGGCUCCAAAGGGUCCAUUUCCUCUUAGCUCCUUUGUGCUUACAGAUGAGCGUUUUUGCCAGCGGUGGGCUGGGACUAGCUUAGAGAAGUACCAUACAUUUAGACAGAGCUUGCUGCUGACAGGUUUUGAAGAGAAGACUGGAAGGAAACCAUUGGCAUCACGGCGGUAGAUAGUUGAGGAAUUUGACCUUGGGCAAGAGGGGAUCUUGUGACUUCCAAGCCUGUCCUCACUGUACGAAAGCUCCAGAGAGUCUAUUUCCUCUAAACCCCCUCGCGCCUGAGGACGAGCAUUUUUGCCUGCAACGAGCCUUGACUAACUUAGAGAGAAGUAGCAUACAUCUAGACAGAGUGUCUGUUCACAGGUUAUGCUGAGAAGUCUGAAGGAAAUUAUUAGCACCAAGGCAGUAGAUAACUAAUCUUGAAUUGAGGGAUUACGAUUUAGACUUUGAGCCUGUCCCUCCUCACUGUACGAUGACCGUCUUACACAACACUUCCUUUUUCUUUGUGUCUUCCGGUUGUUGUUUUGUGCAGUUCUGAGGAUUGGUCUACUUCUUUACAGGAAAUGGCCUAGGUUGCUUUGCUGUUCAACUGUUGCCUCGUUGUGAAGCAUCUUGUAGAGUCUUUCUGAUAGCUCCGGAUCAUCAACUACAAAUGGAUGGUUCAUCUGACACAACGGCAUCCACCGGAAUGUCUGAUCGAACAUUCUGUUAACUGCUUAAAGAGUAGCUGCCUUGACUUCUACUUACUGUUAACCGCAACUUUCGAGCAAGAUAUUAAGUCUAGCAAGACUGCAGCUUGACCAUCUUAGUGCUGUGGUGGGUAACUUUUUUGUGUCAGACAUAUAGGCUAUAGUAACAGUAACUUCUUCAUCAGGGUUGUAAUGAUUUAUCGUACUAGUACUAGGAGUAGUACUGUGUCUACGUCCUCCCUAUCUCUCACAGGGUUAUGAUGGGAAUCACACUUUCAGAAACUAUACCUAGCAGUUGCUGUAGUGGAAGAAGAAACCAGUGCAGCAUUCGACGAAGAGCCUCAUGUAUGCUGGGCCCAUGUGCUUCUGAGCGGAAAAAAUUCCUAUCUUCAAGUUUCAA